Molecule: messenger RNA, 1414 nt
Organism: Caenorhabditis angaria
Lineage: Eukaryota; Metazoa; Nematoda; Chromadorea; Rhabditida; Rhabditidae
Source: the annotation of a GenBank genome assembly
AUGUCUCCUCAAAUUUUCUCGAAACCAUCUUUUCUGGCCAUUUUCGAGGUAAUACCACAGAACUCCAACUUUAUCUUGAAGUUUUGACAUUACUGGAUUUCCGAUGUUCAUCUUGAACUUCAGAUCUAGACCUUCAGGAGCUUACAUACCUAAUUCGAUAUUCUAUCAGUGAGUUCUAUCAAUAAAAAUGCGAUUCUAAAGUUCCUGAUGGUCUGAAGUUCAAGAUAAACACCUGAAACCAAUUUUCUAGAUGUUCGUACUGGAGACAUCAGUGCAGAUCUUAGGAUAGAUGAAAUUUGAAUGUUAAAAUCGGAUAUGAGAUAUUAGGCAUAGUAUUUUCAGCAAGAAAUAAUGAAAAUUUGAAAAUUCUGAAAAACAAUCUCACAUUUGCAGGGAGGCGCUUCUGGAGGAGGUGGAUAUUCUGGAGGUGGAGCCGCCGAAGUUGCACCAGCCCCAGCACCAGCACCUUCAAGUGGAGGAGGAUAUUCAGGAGGAGUAGGUGAAGAAGCUGCGCCAGCACCCUCAGGUGGAGGAUAUUCAGGAGGUGGUGAAGAAGCCGCGCCUGCCCCAGCAUCAGGAGGAUAUUCUGGAGGUGGAGGCGAAGCUGCCCCAGCUGCACCAUCAGGAGGAUAUUCUGGAGGUGGAGGCGAAGCUGCCCCAGCCGCACCUUCAGGUGGAGGAUAUUCUGGAGGCGGAGGUGAAGCUGCACCAGCUGCACCAUCGGGAGGAUAUUCAGGAGGAGGUCAAGAAGCCGCGCCUGCCCCAGCUGCACCUUCAGGAGGAUAUUCUGGAAGCGGAGGUGGAGAAGCUGCUGCACCAGCCCCAUCAUCAGGUGGUUAUUCGGGAGGAGGUUCUGCAGGAGACGCAGGAGGUAGCAACUAUUCGGGAGGAGGCGAUGCAGCCCCACCUCCACCUCCCCCACCUCCACCUCCACCUCCACCAGCACCAGCUCCAACUUAUUCAGGAGGAGGAGGUGAAGCUGCACCAGCCCCAGCUGCUGCCGGAGGGUAUUCUGGAGCCGGGGGAGCUCCAGCUGGAGCAAAUUACGAUGAAGCUCAAGAGGAGGUUGAAGAGUACGAAGGGGGUAACCAAGGAUUCAGAAACCGACGAUUCUCCAAAGGCGCCAUCACUGCUGAAGAAUCGGAUGUCUGCAACUCAGUAAGACUUCGGAAACUCAUCAGACAGGUAGGCACGGUAUUCUAGGUUUUUUCUCUAAAUUCUCCUUCAGAGUCUCACCGACGAGCCGGAAUCCUCAAUGCAAAAGCUCGCCCUCCGCGUCAAAAACCGUCUAGUCAGUGGCGAAUUCUACGUGGCUUGCGGUGAGCAAGGAAUCGCCCCGUUGGACGGAGAGCUCCGCGAGCAUUGUUUCGUCAAAACCGACACCUUUGCCUGUUAUGUUUUGAGAAAAGCCUAA